Molecule: messenger RNA, 1692 nt
Organism: Diuraphis noxia (Russian wheat aphid)
Lineage: Eukaryota; Metazoa; Arthropoda; Insecta; Hemiptera; Aphididae
Source: RefSeq, a predicted model, not a curated record
UGAUAUAAGAUUUUUAUUCUGCAUAAUUUAUUCGACGAUUCGACAUUCGAGUUUACUGUUUUGUACUUUUGAAAUAUUUACAAAUUCAUUAGGUAUCAGUUUUUAAUGUUUGUAUAGUUUUUCCACUUGAAAUUUUAUGACGCACUACUCGACUUGGAAUAUAAUUAUUACUAGUUGACUUUGGAUUCGCUGAGUGUACCKACAAACUUGUCAUCCUCAAUUUCCGUUUGUAUUUGCCACUAGUUCAACUUUUCAAAACUGUGCGCACUUUAUAAUGUGAGAUUGAGCGCGUUCGGRCAGAACGAUAAAACAAAAAAUAAUAUCGAAACAUUAAUAUGAUCAAAGUUGAGAGACGGUUGAUACUCGCCGGACUGAUCGUCGUCUUAUUGCAAUUAGAGAAUGUGUCGACAGCACCGAAAGAGAACACCGUCAGUCAACUCAUGAUGUCAUCUGCUGACAAGUCCACCAAAUUUGGUCUGUUAAACUAUUUCAAAGACUUAGGACUGGACAAUCUUUGCAAUUUCCCGUUACUAGAUGUCAACAAUUUUAAAACUGUGGAAACUGAAUAUGCUUUUAAGUGUUUUUGUACAGUCAUUUACAACAUUAGUAAUGAAAUUAAAUACAGUCUUGURAAUGACAUUGACUUAGAAAUAGCAAAAAACAUUACUAAUAAACACAAGUUUAAAGACGAAACCAUGUAUGGUUUGUGGAAAAAUGUAACUGAAUUCUCACAACCAAUGAAAUUACUUAUGGACCCAUUGGACAAUAUAACCAAAUGGAAUAAGGUGUGUUAUAAUUUGAACAAUGAAUUACAUACGUACUGUAAAUUUUUAAAUGUAGAGGUGUUACUAUUAAAAAAUACCCGUUUGGAGAAGUCUAGACCAUCUUUAAAAGAAAAUAUUGACAAUCCGUCAAUAAACCUUAAAGAACCAGUUCUUACUAGUGCUGUUAUUGAAGAGCCAAAAAAAACUGAGGACCUACCUCAAAUUAAAGUUGAUAAAUCUCCUGAAAAUAUGAUAAACGCAGACAUUAAUCAAAAAUCAGUUGUAAUAAACAAUAAGGAUAGUAAUAAUGAUGAAGAACUUCCAGCAGAAAUACCUAAAGUUGAUAAUGCUAACAUUGAAGACGAUGAAACUACCACUGAAGAUGAAAAGCAAAUUGAAGAAAUAGAUGCCCAAACUCCAAUCGAUUCUAAACUGGAUUCAAAAUCUAGUGAUGAUUAUCCUAAAGAGAGUGAUGGUACAAUUAACCAAUCAGAGACUAAAGAAAUUGUAUCAAGAUUAGGUCCUAAGCCUAAAUUUUCAAAUCGCGCAUUUGAUGAUACAGAAGACUCACAUUUUCUUUUCUACUUCAGCAUAAUGACUAUACUAUCAAUGCUGUUUUAUUUAGCUUUAUACAAUAAGAAAAAAAUAAUUGCACUCCUAAUUGAAGGGCGGCAAAGUACUAAUCACCGAAGGCGACCAAAUACUUCUAGUUAUUCUAAAGUAGAGACUGAGGAUGGGUCAACUGUGUUUUGAUGAAACGUAUUAUCUUAARURAUUUAUAUUGCAAAAACAAAAUUAGACGUAGACUCUCAAUGUUGUGAUGUUGAGUGGUUGUUGAUUGAAAAAUGUCCUAUAACAAUAAUUAUCGGAUUUGUAAUGGAAUAUAUAUUAUUAAGUUAGAAAAAAAAACUGUGAUGAAAAAAUGUUU